Messenger RNA from Lizanozyma spartinae, 777 nucleotides. RefSeq lists its product as uncharacterized. Bases 1 to 777 code for a protein of 258 amino acids. NCBI's taxonomy places the organism in Eukaryota, Fungi, Ascomycota, Pichiomycetes, Serinales, Debaryomycetaceae. The transcript is spliced from 2 exons. The record is from RefSeq and is a predicted model, not a curated record.
AUGGUAAUGGUCACAGUACUUGGAAUAGAUGAUUCUGGUGUAGUGCUGGAUGAUUCAGUGCCGGGAACAGUUGUGCCAGAUGAUUCAGUACCUGGAACAGUUGUGCCAGAUGAUUCAGUACCUGGGACAGUAGAACCUGAAGAUUCAGUACCUGGAACAGUAGACCCUGACGAUUCAGUACCUGGGACAGUUGUGCCAGAUGAUUCAGUGCCGGGAACAGUUGUACCAGAUGAUUCAGUACCUGGAACAGUAGAACCUGAGGAUUCAGUUCCUGGAACAGUAGACCCUGAAGAUUCAGUACCUGGAACAGUAGACCCUGAUGAUUCAGUACCUGGGACAGUAGAACCUGAUGAUUCAGUACCUGGAACAGUAGUACCAGAUGAUUCAGUACCUGGGACAGUAGAACCUGAUGAUUCAGUACCUGGAACACUUGUGCCAGAUGAUUCAGUACCUGGGACAGUUGUGCCAGAUGAUUCAGUACCUGGAACAGUUGUACCAGAUGAUUCAGUACCUGGGACAGUUGUGCCAGAUGAUUCAGUACCUGGGACAGUUGUGCCAGAUGAUUCAGUACCUGGGACAGUUGUACCAGAUGAUUCAGUACCUGGAACAGUAGAACCUGAGGAUUCAGUACCUGGAACAGUAGACCCUGAAGAUUCAGUACCUGGAACAGUAGACCCUGAAGAUUCAGUACCUGGGACAGUAGAACCUGAUGAUUCAGUACCUGGGAUAAUUGUGCCAGAUGAUUCAGUACCUGGUGUUGUUGUAGUAGAACAUUGA